AUGACAUCCGGCCUCCUCAUCGCCCAACUCGUCCUCUACGCCCCCCUAACCCUUCCAACCCUCUACCUCCUCUACAGCCAUGGCCGCCACGGCCUCCCUGCCUGGCUCUACCUCCUCGCCUUCUGCAUCCUUCGCAUAACCGGCGCCGCCAUGGGCCUCAACGACCCGCACAACACAGGCUCCCAGAUAAUAUCCAGUAUCGGGCUCUCGCCGCUGCUGCUUUCGAUAGACGGGAUGUUGCAUGAGGCGAGAAUCUACUGGCUAUCCCCGAGCAAACGAACCGAAUGGGCAUUCAUGGCGCUCAUCCAUGUCCUCGUCGCGACGGGGGUGGCAAUGGUUGGGGUUGGUGCUGGCGGGUUGUUGGGCGAUAUGCCCAAGGACAGUGAUUUAUCCGACAUCAAGGUCGGUAUGGCGCUGUUGGAGGUUGUGUGGGGUCUGCUCGCUUUGUGGGGGCUGUGGACGCUUUGGAAUGGGAGGGGUAGGGGGUGGAAAAGUGGUGGAAACCGAGAUGCACCGGGGGGCUUGCUCCUAACCGGCACCCUCAUCGCUCUUCCCCUCGUCGAGAUCUCGGUGAUCUACAUGCUUGUCGCGGAAUCAACGCAGCGCGCGGAUCUCAACCCGACGACAGGGAGUUUGGCUGUUCGUGUGGUGUUGGGGUUUCUCCCCGAGUUGCUUGCGGCGAUUGUUUUGGUGUCCGUUGGGAUUAUGACGAGGGGGUUGGUGCUGGUGGAGCUGGGCUGGAGCAAGGGCAAGGGCGCCGGCAUAGACAUGCCCAUGGGCAUGGAAGGCGCUUGA
Molecule: messenger RNA, 795 nt
Organism: Aspergillus clavatus NRRL 1
Lineage: Eukaryota; Fungi; Ascomycota; Eurotiomycetes; Eurotiales; Aspergillaceae
Exons: 4
Coding region: 1-795 (264 amino acids)
Source: RefSeq, a predicted model, not a curated record